AUGAAAAUCUUUCUUAUAUGUAAGCUUAGCAGCCUCUCGUGUGCAGGAAGUGAGAACUCAAAACUAAGAGGUAAUUUGAUAGCUAUUGGAGAUGAGGUUUGUUUAANAACUGGACAGUUGUCAAUUCAGUCUGGUCCAAAGUUUGAAAACUUGAUGCUUGCUAUUGAUCACUACACCUUGCACAAUGAUGGGCUUUUGUAUAAUCUUAAGGAACCCUGUGAUGCUUCACUGUUCGAAAGUCGGCGUAGGACUUUGCCACGCCCAGAGUUCCAGUUUCCUGGACGACCAGCAAGUAGAUCAUUUGGUGAAAAUGAUACAACACCAAGAUCACCCACUGUGCGUAUGGCUCCCCCAGUUAGCCCAGGACCAAGAAGUCCAAGAAAUCCAUCAUCUUUACCUUCAGGUCAUCGUCAGCUUUUACCAAACGAGCCAGGAGCUGGSUCAGCAUCUAAUUUUGAGACUAUUUAUGACUCUGUAAAACUCAAGAAAAGCUCAGGAUACGUGAACCAAUUCAAGUCUGUCCAGAAUCAAUCAUUUAAUCUUAAUAGUGAUAGUCUCUCUCUUGGAAAAGAACUUGGUCAUGGCAAUUUUGGUUCAGUUCUGAAGGGAACCUAUCAAAUGCCUAAUGGUGAAAAGAUACCAGUUGCAGUGAAAAGAUUGAAGUCUGAAGAACUAAACAAUCCAAAGUCWGAAAUWAUGCAUGAAGCAAAGGUCAUGAUGAAACUAGACCAUCCWUACAUYGUGAGAAUCAUAGGCAUGUGUACAGCACCUACAAUGAUGCUUGUCAUGGAGUUGGCUGCUGAAGGACCUCUCAAUAAAUAUCUCAAAAAGAACAAGCAAAUGGAAAUGUUGAAUAUCCUUAUUCUCAUGUUACAAGUAGCAGAGGGAAUGCAGUAUCUGGAAGCCCAACAAUUUGUACAUCGUGAUUUAGCAGCAAGGAAUGUUCUUGUUGUGAAUGAAAGUUUUGUAAAGAUAAGUGACUUUGGCAUGUCACGUGCUAUGGGAUCAGGCAGUGAUUAUUAYAGGGCAGAAACUCCUGGAAAAUGGCCCCUAAAAUGGUAUGCCCCUGAAUGCAUCUACUUUAGGAAGUUUUCCAGUAAAAGUGACGUGUGGAGCUAUGGUGUUACAUUAUGGGAAGCGACAUCCUAUGGUGCCCGACCGUACCAGGGAAUGAAUGGACAAAUAAUCAUCCAAAAACUGGAGAAUGGAUACAGAUUGCCAUGUCCUAUGCACGUACCAAGUGAAGUGUACAAGAUUAUGAAAAACUGUUGGGAAUACCAGGAAGAGGAUCGUCCCUCGUUCACAAGUAUAUGGCAACUGCUGGGCAACAUUAUAUACAAACUCAAAGGCUAAUUCCUCACGUAAUCAAACAAUAUUGCGAUUGCAAUUAUUAACAAUUCACUGUCUGUAAAUGAAAGAUUGGAAUCGGGCUUCCUAUGUUGAGAUCAAAGCUAUUUUCCCUGAAAACGAUUUUUCGAUUUUGUACCUGAAAUUCAAAAUCAUCUCUCUCUACGCAUGAUUUUAGAAUAUUAGAAAAUGAAAUAGGCACUGUAUAGGUAGAUGGAAGGGUGACCAUAUCAACCACACUUAUAUCUUAUUCGUAACCGCGGCUGAAAAUUAUAAUCGAUGCAUUCGUUACCAUCCUCCGGAACCCAGCGUUGUCGUUUGUUUCCUGGGWAUCGAGGAUGAAUUAACUCGUUUAGUAGAAUCUCAUAUUUUACCCGUAGAACAAUGUAGAAGCAUUAAUAUAGAGAUAUAUUUUAAUGAAUAAAUUUUGAAAUAUA
Messenger RNA from Exaiptasia diaphana, 1784 nucleotides. Its product is annotated as tyrosine-protein kinase SYK. Gene Ontology annotation, biological process: positive regulation of kinase activity; multicellular organism development; cell surface receptor protein tyrosine kinase signaling pathway. Lineage: Eukaryota; Metazoa; Cnidaria; Anthozoa; Actiniaria; Aiptasiidae. The transcript is spliced from 12 exons. Gene Ontology annotation, molecular function: transmembrane receptor protein tyrosine kinase activity; ATP binding. The record is from RefSeq and is a predicted model, not a curated record. Gene Ontology annotation, cellular component: signaling receptor complex. The coding region runs from base 1 to 1353 and encodes 450 amino acids.